AUGAAACAUCUCCUCACGUCAAGCAUUUGGCUUGUAUUGCUGUUAGCCAGCCAUGCUGCAGAUUCCCAGUCGACUGAAGCAGUACCGAGCGCAGUCCAACCUAUAGACAACGGCCCUGGUCCUGUUGACCCGCCAGAACCAUCGGCAGUCCCCGUAGACCCCCCCGUAUUCAACCCGACACCUACUUCACCUCCGACCAACCCAGAGCCCACGGAGCCGUCUCUGCCCGUCGAAAAACCUCCAAGUUCGACGGUAGCAGAAGGAAUUCUGCCUCCUCAGUCGCCUACGCAGGCUGCCGUAGGACAGAGCUCUGCGCCCGUGGAUGGUCCGACUAGUGCCCAGGGCACAGUAACCACACCAGAGGCGAGUGCGCAGAAUGAUGCCUCGGAAAGUCAGCCUCCGGCAGGCUCUCCAGCCCCAGCACCGACAAAGGGUACUCCAGAUUCAGCUACUCCACCGGAAGUCACAAGCAGGAGUAUAGCCCCGGGGCCCAAUACAAGCCCAGAGGCUACGACUACCAGGCCCGACGUGCCUGGUGGCGGCGAAGCGUCUCCAACCCCUACGAACCCAAGGAAUUCUGGUAUAACUCCUUCAAGUCCCCCACGUGAAGGCCUGGGCAGUCCUGAUCAAUCAUCAGUGAACGAUGAGACUGGGAAUCCAGCCACAACUGAAGAAGCAUCUCCAAGUAACGGGGCUGCUGGAAAUACGGAUGGAAGCCCGGACACCACCAGUGAAAUGCCAGCGCAGACAGAUGCCCGAGGCUCAAGUCCCAACGGUGAGAUCUCUGCCACCUCUCGCGCCACCAAUGAAGAGGCAACACUUCGGGAUCAGCCUUCUGCAAGCACCCGAAGUGGAGGUGACAAUUUCCCACAAACAACAUCCACCGCUACUAGAAUCUCGACUGAUACGACUCGCGCAGGAGACUCUUCCCGUGGCAGCUCAAGACCAACGAAAAGCUCUUCCUCGCUCGCGCCUCUUUCUACUGCCAAGCCUAGCGAUGGAACAGGAUUCCUCGGUAUUGACUUGUCAGACGGAACGGAAUCUUCUGAAGAAACCCCACCUGAUACUACUACGCCCGAACAAUAUGAUGCCGAGGCUGAGGCAAACCUCCCCUUUACGGUCAUCUCUGAUGCUGACGCACAAGACGUCGCUAUUCUGGAAGCCGCAAUGUUCGAGUAUUUUGUCGAAAACGAUGCUCAAAUUGGGGAUGAUGUGCAGGUCACAAUUCCGGCCGUGGCAUCAAAUUGCGAUGUCGGGCUGACUAGGCGGGAUAUGGGAGAGGAGAGGUGGCCGGGUAGGUUCAAGUCGCCCGUUGCCAAGAGACAGGCAAAUUGCAAGGUCGUCACGAGCCUGGAAUUCGAUUUGUACUUUCACUACAUGCUGCCGAGUCAGACUGCUGAGCGUCCUAAUCAGCUAUCGGAGAGGAUCACGGCUAGUGUGAGUGAGACCACAUUUCUUUGCUGCAUCCUACCGCUGACGAUCACAAGGUCGAAUACGUUCAGUCGGUAUUUGGGCUUCGGAAUAUAA
Molecule: messenger RNA, 1527 nt
Organism: Verticillium dahliae VdLs.17
Lineage: Eukaryota; Fungi; Ascomycota; Sordariomycetes; Glomerellales; Plectosphaerellaceae
Exons: 2
Coding region: 1-1527 (508 amino acids)
Source: RefSeq, a predicted model, not a curated record